CUGAACUUCAGCUGAAGUUGCAAGUUUUCAUAAGAAAUUGGAGAAAUUAAAUUCUUCACACAAUUGAAGAAGGAAGAUUCAGCAUAUUCUAUAUUCAACAGCUCAAAUACUCAUCUUGUUUGAUUUAAACCCAGGUUUUAAGAUAUUGACUUUAAUUGCUCCAUGAUAACUUACCCUGAGGAUCAAAGCCAAAUGUGUUUUGAUAGCUUACGUUUUGAUAGAACUCGGGGAAAUGUGGGCUGAAAGGUCUAGUUGGGCUGUGGAUGCUGGAGAAACCUUCCUUCCUGUAGAUUUAAAAGAAGUGAGAUUUGACCACUUUUUCUGGAAUUUUGGGGAAAAUUUUUGGUUACGUAGGAAACAGAAAAGUGGGACAUGAAAAUAAUGAUAGAUCCAUGAGCACUUUAUUUCAAGAGACUUAAAAAAUAAUUUAUUAUUAAAAAUUAUGCAAUAGUUCUUUCUGUUAGUCUAUAUUUCUUUCCUGUGUCCUGUCCAAGCAGUCUGUCAUUCCUAACAUGGUAAAUCUUAUUGGUGUCUCUGCUCUCUUCAAAAUAUGGAAUCCAAAGUGUGACUUCCUUGCUGAAGCACAACUCUCACUGAUACCAUCACUAACUAAUUUUUAAGUUAUGAACUCUUCAGCAUGGUUACUUGAGUUAGGGACCAGGGAGUCAAGGCCUGCUAACAUGUAUGUGACUAGCGCCCUUUGACAAAUCCAGAGUGUUUUGCUUAAGAAAAGGUCCUUGGUCCAAAAUUGAGGGAAGUCGGAUAGAAUAAUUCCAUUGAUUUCAGUGAUUUGAGUUAGGGCAUAGCAGAAAGGAAAAUCAAGAAGAAAUAUUUAAAACGAUGAGUAAAUUCUAAGAAUCUAUUUUCAAUUUAUUUGCAUUUUAAAAGAUAGUGUGGUGGAUUUUUUUCUCUUUUUUUUGCAUUAAAAUGCAGGGUUUUAAAAAUUAUUAUUAUUUCUUAGUUUGUCUGAUGGCUGUUGAAUAGAAGAAAAAAGAAAGGAAGGAAGAGCCCGAGUCGCAGGAUGGUGUGUGUAGCUGUGAGAAGCUUCAGGCAGGAAAUGCCGGCUUCCUGUAGCACUGCAGCGAGCAUCGCCGUGGCACCCGGAGCCAGCUCUCAGUGUAAACAUCUUCCUUGCCCGCUAGCAGAAGGUGGAGAUGCGAGCCAGUUUAAUCAAAUUAUUCAUUCAGUGUAUCAAAGCUUUAACAAUUUGCAGUGUUGGCCAAGUCUUUCUAAAACAGCAUCACAGAGCAGCUUUGGGUCUUUCUGUAGUGAGUUAGGAACUCACACACACACACACACACACACAAAAAGAUUUUAAUCAAGGGGAGGAAAAAGUGUUGUGCAAGAAGCUUACCAAUGACUAGAGAGAAUGUAAAAUGCAUAGAUCAAUACAUAGGUCUUUGCCUGAGAUGCUGAAAUUCCAAUCCAUCAGGUCAAAACUUCCUGACUUAAUUCAAUUUAACUAAAGCAGGACUUAGCUCUGCAAAACUGCAGGCCUUUCUCUGUCUAUGUUCCCUGGUAAUGUUUUCUAACAGACUUGACAAAUUUCUGAACAGAAAUUACCAGUUUGCACUGCAUUAGUUUACGCUUGUAUUAAUUUCUGCUGAAUUCAUUCCACAAGUGCUCUAGGAAUAAUGCAUGGACAAAAGAAUUUCAGAAGCGGUGAGGUUGCCGAGAACAGAUGUGUAAAGAUAGGUUUGUUUUCAAAGAGCAGAAAAUGCUGCUCUUUAGGAUGGUAAAUACCUGCUGGAUUGAUAGGCUGUGGUUUGACACUUAAAAUAUUCCAAUAAGGAGAAUGAGGAGAAGCAAAUUUGGCAGAACUGUGCAAAGUUUGUGCUGCUCCUCUGGACCCAGCAGUUCAGUUCAGCACGGGCUUAUCUGGCCCAUGGCCUUACUCUAAUCUGAGCCGUAACUUUUAGCCUGCAGAACUUGGUCAUGUUUUGUGAUCUUUAAUGGGUUAGACACUCUACCCUUGGAAAAACCACUCACCAGAUGAAGCACAUGUCCCAGGAAGCAUCAUAAUUGCAGCUUUAACCUAUACCUUUUCUGUGGUUUUACGGACAGGACAAGGAACUAAAUAUUUAAGAUAGUAUAUGCUUGGGAUAUUUUUAAAAACAUCACAUACAUUCAUUUAUUGCUAAUUGCUUUCAGCACAGUAAAGGGGGAUGUGUGUCAAGCACAAAAGGCAUCUAUUAACAGAGAAAGUCUGAAAUUCACUGAAGGCAAAAAGGAUUCCUGAGCUUACACUAUAAAUUUGUUCAAAUCGCUGGGCUCAAAAAGAAAAGCAAGACAGAAUUACAUGUCCCUAACACUAGCCUGAACCCUUUGCUUUUGUGGUAACAGCCAAAUCUUUAAAAUCUUAUUAGAAGAUUAUUCUAGUGUUACAUUGAAACGCCGCAGUGCUGCUUCUAAAUAUUUCUGGUAAGUGUUCUGUAAGGAGACUAAAUUAUCUGAUGAGGAAUAAUAUAUUUAAUUAGACUAGAUGGUUUAAUCAGAAGAAACAGACCAACUUUCAAAUGUCAUAUUCCCUUUUGCGCGUCACUAAAUACUUUAUAAACAUUGAUUAAACUUCAUGGCACUGGCUGAAGUAAAAGAAACCCGUGGAAAGAAUUUUUUCACCCGUGGUGUUCACCGUUUAUGAAACACAGUUUUAAACAGCUGAGGGACAGUUCAAUGUACACUGGAAAAUUAUGCAGCAAAUAAAUUGCAUUGCCCAUAUCUUUUCAGCCUGGUUUCUUUAAGGAAAGUUGUCUGUGUCAGCUGGCUUGUGUAUUUGUAAUUGCUGCAUUUUGCAUAGCUGUCAGUGGAAACUUUUAUCAAACAGUUGAUAGUGUCUUCUGAUUAAUGUAGGCUCGCCAGCUUCCCACAUGAUAGGUUCUUCACAGGAUGCAACAGUCUAAGGGAAAUUGCCUCAUGACUUUCAAGAUAAAUAGUCUAACCAAAACACUUAUGAGACAGGUCUCUUCCUACUAAGCACGACUUUUGGUCUUAUCAUUCUGUCGUUCUCUCUGCUUCUAUUAGUGCAAGAUUUGCUAAAUUAUGUGACUUCAUAGAGAAAAUAAUUACAUUUUCAUUGUGUAGUAAGGUUGCUUAAUGUUUUGAGUGCUAGGAUGCAUACUCUCAGCACACUUGGCUGAAAUGUUGGUAACAGGCAUUGGCAAAAAGUUUCACAGGACAGCAGAAGGGACAUCCUAUUUAUUCCAGGCUGGAUUAGGUCAUUAGGAUCAACAAGCCAGAAUGCCAUGAGGGAAAAACAAAUGAAGUGGAAGGGACUGGUGGGACUGUACAAAGAAAUACCAUGAGAAAUAUAAAGCCGCAAAAUACCGAGACCUCAGGAAGCCUAUUUCAAAUAACUUCCUAAGGCCUCUUUUCAUACUAUGACCUCUGUGGCAGAGAAAAAUAGGACACAGUGGAGUGGGAUAUAAAGUUUAUUUUUUGUCAGUGCAGCUGAAUGUGAGGGGAGCCUUGCCUUUACAUGCCUGGCUCUCAUGCUUCCUAAGAGACUUGUACGUCGGACCCGAGAGCCUGAGCCCGUCACGCUGGUGCUGCUGCCCUCCCACCUGCUCACCAGUGAUGCUUGAAGGUGAGACGGUUCAGGGAGCCGACCCAGCAGAGCGUGAUUCUCUGCCGGUUUAGCAUCCUGUCUCGCUCAGUUGGAGAUGAGAUGAACAACAGUGCAGAGGGAAAGCGGACGGGACCGUAGCUGCCGCAGCCUGGCUCAAACUGCCGUGGGAGCACAAAUUGGAGAAAGUAGGUCUCGGCCCAAGUAGAAGUGGACCAGAGCGGAUGUCAGCCAUUUAUUUACCUUGUUCAAAUCUUAAUGCCUUCCGACCUAUUUAAUACCACAUCCUCUCUGCUGCUCAUGCAAGAUAUAUUGGAUUGAUUUCUCUCUAAAUGUAUGAUGUAUGUGAUGAUGUGUCCAAUGUAUUUUUCUCAGGAUUAUCAACCACUUGGCACGUAAGUGUAAAGUACAUCUUUUGUUAGCACUUUAAACCUGGGCUAAUGCGUAUAUUAUAUUAAUGGCUGCAACAGAAACUGGAAGUCAGUAUUAAUUCAAAGAACUGAAUGUAGUGUGUCGCCUUUAAUAAACCUCACAAUAAGAAAAAGCUUGUCAUGCAAGUGUGGUUUUAUAUUUGCUUGAAUGAUCUAAAAAUUCUGUCAGUGCUGAAGGGGACAGUUCUCCACCUCCUGCCCCUGAUGAUGUUCUCAUCCCCUUCAUUGCACUGGUUAGAGCUUGUAGAGAGUGGUGUGAUCAGUCAGAUUGGUACUGAUCUGGCUGACAAGAUCUCUUUCUUUAUUUUUGCUGAUUGAGCGAGCUGAUUUAACUCAUCACAUGGCCUCAUAAUUGCUAAGACAUUGUAAAGGAGACAGUGAGAACAAAUAGGUAGGGUGGUAGGAAAGCUCUGCUGUCUUUGGUGGCUGCAAAUUCAGCCUUAAUGAUUUGCUAGAUAUCUCGCAGAGCUAAUAAUGGGGCUAAGCACAUACAGUAGUCCUUAGUUCUGUAAGUUUUGUGAACGAACAAACAGGAACACUGCAAAUAUGGUAAAUGUUCUUGUUCACAGAUCACACCAUCCAGUCUGUUUUCUGCUGCUGCUGCUGCUGCUGCACAGUGCAAAAAAGAGCAAUGAGAACAAAAAUGAACCUGGACCCUGAUACUGGCCUCAUGACCCAGUACUCGGCCUCACAAUUAGGUGUUUCCUAUGCAUCCACUCAGAAGUACAGGUGUAAGAGGCAAUUGCAGUUAAAGAACAAGCCGUUACCUCCUCUACCUGCCGGGGCCUUGGAAGACUACACAAAAAAACCCAGAGUUAUUGCGCUCUAUGACUUUUUUGCUAGAGGACCCUCAGAUUUACCACUCAAGAAGUCAGAAGAAUACAUUAUCCUCGAACAGUAUGAUCCCCACUGGUGGAAGGCAAGAGACCAACAUGGAAACGAAGGUCUAAUUCCCAGCAACUAUGUUACUGAGAACAAGAAAAGUAAUUUAGAAACAUAUGAGUGGUACUGCAAAAACAUAAAUAGAAGCCAGGCAGAACUUCUCUUGCACCAGAAGUCCAAAGAAGGCUCAUUUGUUGUCAGAGAUUCAAGCCAACAGGGACUUCUUACGCUGUCCAUGUAUUCGCGGGCUAAAGGAAGUCAUAGUGGAGAUAUUCGACAUUAUCAAAUUAAGAAAAAUCACUUGGGACAAUAUUAUGUAGCAGAGAACUAUCUCUUUUCAUCUGUUCCUGAACUCAUCGAGUAUCAUCAACACAAUGCUGCAGGUCUUAUCACUCGCCUCCGACAUCCAGUUGGAUCAGCUGGAUGUUCUUCAUCAGCAACAGCAGCAUUGAGUUACGAGGAGUGGGAAUUAAACCCAUCUGAACUGACAUUCAUGAAAGAACUUGGUCGUGGGCAGUUUGGAGUUGUUCAGCUCGGUAAAUGGAAAGCAACCAUCAAGGUUGCCAUCAAAACCAUCAAUGAAGGUGCAAUGUCUGAAGAUGAUUUCAUCGAGGAGGCCAAAGUGAUGAUGAAACUCUCCCACCCGAAGCUGGUCCAGCUUUACGGAGUGUGCACACAUCACAAACCUCUCUACGUUGUGACUGAAUUCAUGGAAAACGGCUGCCUGCUCAAUUACCUUCAGCAAAGGCGAGGGAAACUCAGCAGAGACAUGCUGCUGAGCAUGUGCCAGGAUGUGUGCGAAGGGAUGGAAUACCUGGAAAGAAACAGCUUUAUUCACCGUGAUUUAGCUGCAAGAAACUGUUUAGUCAACGCGGAGCACAUCGUUAAAGUAUCCGACUUUGGCAUGGCAAGGUAUGUCAUCGAUGAUGAAUAUAUCAGCUCUUCAGGUGCCAAGUUUCCAAUCAAAUGGUCAUCUCCUGAAGUCUUCCAUUUCAAAAAAUAUAGCAGCAAAUCAGAUGUCUGGUCAUUUGGUGUACUGAUGUGGGAAGUUUUCACAGAAGGCAAAAUGCCUUUUGAAAGUAAGUCAAAUUCUGAAGUUGUCCGUGAGAUUUCUCAGGGUAACCGACUUUAUCGACCAUAUUUGGCAUCACAUACUGUGUACAAAGUCAUGUACAGCUGCUGGCAUGAGAAACCUGAAGGACGUCCUACUUUUGCAGAGUUAAUAGAGACCCUCACAGAUAUAACAGAGAUGGGAUAAUCAGAGAUUUUACAACAAUAUGUUUACUGAAAGGUUAGCAUGAAGCAUGUCAAUAAUGUAGCUAGUAGAGAAAACCUCAGCCUUUUACAGCAGGCUCUACUUAAAUCGCAGUACCAGCAUCCUACGUAUUGAAGCAGCUGUUUGGGCUUGGCCCAAUUUUUACUUAUUUGACAAAGAUACCUCAGGAGGCUGGUUUGGGACUCUCAAGGCUUUGUUUUCAUGAUUAGGGAGAAAAAUCUCCUGUCUGAAAAGAAGUAACUAAGCUUACUCACCUUAUAGGCCUUUUUAUUUUUUCUUUUGGUCAGAGCUACACUAAUUCCUGCAACAAUAUUAUUAAAUUAUUUGGUACUUACUAUGACUCAUGCACUGGGGAAUACUGAUUGGCAGCAGCAAAAAUGAUGGAAGAACCUCUGAUAAAGCUCUAGCUAGGUAAUUUUUAAAGGCAAGCCCUUUUGCGCUGCAAAGCAGUGUUUCAGAAGGGGUGGCAAGCUAACGGACCAGCUGCCGGAGCAGCGCCCACGCGUGCGCCCAUACCCACUGCCGUGGAUAAAGGCAGGCAAAGGGAGCAGUCAUCAUUUAGCAGCUCCCAAGUCACAUCUGAGCAGUUGGAAAGACUGAGCAUCCCUGAAGACCCACCCUGCAUGGUGGGUCAGGGUGUCUUCUCUACCAAUUCUGUAUAAAAGGAGAGUACGGAUUAUUUUAUCCAAACCUCUCCCACAGUCUUCCAGUAUUAUCUCCCAUUCCUCGCCUGCUGCUGCUUACUCAAACUCCCACACUUGCCUUGGUCCUCCCCGUGCCAGUGCCCAGAAUGGUUGAUAGACAAGUUAAAGCUGGAACCUGACAGUAAAAUGAAGUGCUUUGAAUUAGUCUAGCUCACAUGGAUCCUGUGAUACCUGACAUGGACAUUGCCUUUAACCCUACUUCUUAUGUUAUUAUUCACUUUUAAUUUUAAAUCUUAAUUGUGGUCAAUACAAAUAUAUUAUAGAGAAGAAAAGGCAGAUGAAGUUUGUAACUGUUUAAUAUAAAAUAGUCAGAUCAUUACAAAUAAAUAGGUUCUUUAAAA
This is a messenger RNA of Aquila chrysaetos chrysaetos, 7196 nucleotides long. RefSeq names its product tyrosine-protein kinase TXK-like. Gene Ontology annotation, molecular function: non-membrane spanning protein tyrosine kinase activity; protein binding; ATP binding. NCBI's taxonomy places the organism in Eukaryota, Metazoa, Chordata, Aves, Accipitriformes, Accipitridae. Gene Ontology annotation, biological process: integrin-mediated signaling pathway; tissue regeneration; regulation of platelet activation. The transcript has 14 exons. Bases 4547 to 6133 code for a protein of 528 amino acids. The record is from RefSeq and is a predicted model, not a curated record.